CGAGGGGUGGGUGUGCGCCUUGUCUGGAGCUGGUGAUAGCGGUUCGCGAUCAGGGCUUUCCAGGUGCCGGUGGCUCUUUCUUUCGGGGCGGCGGCGGCGUGUUUACAGUCAUGUAGAAUGGCAGAACCGCCGACCAUUCCAUUUCGAACCACGGGCUCCAGGUUGUUGCACCCACUCAGUGUCCGCUUCAAUGUGCCGCUGGACCAGGUGAAUUUUGCAGUAUGUCAGUUGUUUGCCCUUUUUGCAGCCUUCUGGUUCCGUCUUUAUCUCAGUCCCAGUCGAGCUGGUGUUGUUGUACGUCAUGUGGUCAUCACAAUGCUUGGCAUAUAUUUUGCUAUCUUCUGCUUUGGAUGGUAUUCACUCCACAUUUUUAUAGAAGUUUCUUUGUGUUACUGCAUUAUGAUAACAGCGAACGUCUCAAACAUUCACAGAUAUUCAUUUGUAGCAGCAAUGGGCUAUCUCACACUGUGUCAAAUUAGCAGAGUAUAUAUCUUUAAUUAUGGACUGUUGGCCACAGAUUUCUCUGGACCCUUGAUGAUAGUCACUCAGAAAAUCACCAGCCUUGCCUUUCAAAUGCAUGAUGGGCUGGGACGUAAAGAGGAAGAACUUACUGUUGAACAACGCCGUCUUGCUGUUAGCUCAAGGCCUACUUUACUAGAGUAUUGCAGCUAUCACCUGAAUUUUCUAGGUAUUUUGGCUGGACCUGCCAGCAAUUACAAGGACUAUAUUGCGUUUAUUGAAGGAAACCAUAUAGACAUGAAACUAAUAGAAGAACAUUGGAAGCAAAAAGGCUUUAGCAAGUUUCCUGAUCCUUCCCCAUUGAGAGCUGUAGCAAACAAAAUGGUUAUCACCUUUGUAUGUCUAGUUUGGUUCACACUCAUUACGAAGAACUUCCCAAUCUCCUACAAUGUGGAUGACAAGUUUAUAAGUGAAGCAUCAUUCUUCAGGAAGCUAUGUUAUCUGUUUCUCUCAGUCCACGCAUCCAGACCCAAGUAUUACUUUGCAUGGACUUUAGCUGAUGCAGUCAAUAAUGCAGGUGGCUUUGGGUUCAAUGGCCUUGAUAAAAAUGGAAAUUUACGAUGGGACUUAAUCUCAAACCUAAAUAUCUGGAAUAUUGAGACAGCUACAAGUUUUAAAAUGUGCCUUGAUAGUUGGAACAUUCAAACUGGAGCUUGGCUGAAGAGUGUCUGCUAUGACCGGGCCCCUUACUUCCCCACAGCUCUAACAUUUAUCCUUUCAGCUUUGUGGCAUGGAGUGUACCCUGGCUAUUACUUCACCUUCACAACUGCAAUCCUUAUCACGCUGGCAGCAAGGACAAUGAGAAGCAACUUCAGACAUUACUUCCUUUCUUCCAGGAAGAUGAAAAUUGGCUAUGAUGUUAUGACUUGGGUUUUUACUCAACUGGCCCUCUGCUACAUAGUAACACCUUUCCUCCUCUUGGGUACAGAACCCACAAUCAAAUUCUACAAGUCGAUUUAUUUUCAUUUUCACAUUCUGUGUGCCAUCGUGUUGCCAAUUCUGGCAGUCAAGAAGCGGAAGAGUAUUAUGCAGACAACCUCUUUGAAGGCCAACUCCUCUAACCCAGCACCCAGUCACCAGCAGCCCAAGAAAGAGCAGUAGUGACUCAGCAUAAAUGAAGUAUUUUGGAAGUGAGAGAUGCUAAAAAAAACACUUGAUGUUGUACAGGGGUGGAAAACAAAAGAACCAGUAGUUUGUAUCUGAGUGGUCUCAAUCUCACGACCAUUCAUCUGAAGAUUUAAUGAAUGAAAUGGUUUAAUGAAGCAUGAUUGCUUAUUAUGCAGAGAUCCAUGCACUGAACAACCACUGAACCUUCCCCAAUUCUAGCUGCAACACCUGGGUCACUUGGGUGCCUGUAGUAUGCAGGCAUUGCUGUCAUUUGCCAACUUGAGUUUUUUUCCCUCAAACAGUGUAAUUGUCCUAUGAUCUUUGGACAUUUUCACUGAGAAUGGUAUAUGUAUGUAUAAAUGAUCUCUCAUUUUCUAAAGAGAAUUGUUGGUGAAAUUUUGAAGCUGAGUAAUAAAGAUAUUUUUGGUUAGAUUGUUGAAAUACUAACACUGUUGCUUUACAAUCUAUAGUUAUCCAUUGUUAUUUAAAGCUGAUCUACCAUAUCGUUUUACAUACUUGCCCAUGGCCAAGUGACAUUUUUACCCCUGUCACCAAAGCAAUUAUUCUAUUGGUUUUCUUUGCCUUAGCAAAUAGCAAAAUGUGUGACCCAUGGUCACAAAUUCCAAUCUUUGGAUUUGUAAUGUAAUAGAUUUUGAAAUUUACAGCUCUAAGUGGUUGGUUUGGACUGAUGACAGAUUAAGAGUUAAAAGGCUGAAUAUUCUGACAAAGGCAGGCUUACCACAUCCUGACUAGAGCCCCUUGAAGGAGUAGUGUUUCACUUAUGCUUCACUUUAGUUAAAUGAAGAACGCACAGAAGGCCAAGAAGGGGGGCUGCACUGGGAGAAUGAUCAUCCAGUACAAUUACAGUGGCAAAUUAUUUCAUUGAAGAAUAAAGCUAACCCUAUAAGUGAUUGAAAUCACAGUGAAUGGCUCAACUGCUUGUGCUACAUAUGAAGUAACCAAACUUGCAAUAGUUCAUUGUUCUGUUCUGUUUGUAAAACGUUUGAUAAAAUCAAAACUGCUUGUAAGAGCAUUCAGCUUGAUUAUGCUAAUAGAUCUUAUAAUUAUAAAUACCUUGAU
Hemiscyllium ocellatum (epaulette shark) is the source of this 2706-nucleotide messenger RNA. It is a transcript of the gene mboat1, whose product is annotated as membrane bound O-acyltransferase domain containing 1. The coding region runs from base 118 to 1620 and encodes 500 amino acids. Gene Ontology annotation, cellular component: membrane. Gene Ontology annotation, molecular function: acyltransferase activity. Gene Ontology annotation, biological process: lipid modification. The record is from RefSeq and is a predicted model, not a curated record. NCBI's taxonomy places the organism in Eukaryota, Metazoa, Chordata, Chondrichthyes, Orectolobiformes, Hemiscylliidae. The transcript has 13 exons.